UUAACUAACUGUUCUGUGCCCUUGAAAGUUGCUGUACUGUGUGAGGAACCUGUCAUUAAACUAGAACUAAAUGUUGAACGUGUAUCCUUUGUGCCCUGCCUCGUUCCCUCCUCCCCUCGGUGUUCGGUAUGGGCCGCUGUGAGUGACUGGUGCCCGUGUGGUUGUUCUCGGGGAACACGCCGCCUGCCUGCUCGUGGAUGGUGUGUGGUAGGGGGGUGGCGUAACACUAUUGAAAAGCAAAGUGUGUGAAUAAGAAGAAGAGAGGACCAAGGGGAGGAGGACCUAAGAAGCGAUACAAAGCGUUACAGGUCAAAAGAAGAAGAUAAGCUGGCAUCUUUUUUCGAGGUAUGGAACUGCUCUAAUUUCAAAACAACCAGCACCCUCCACGACAGUUGUCAUCCGUCGGCAAUCAACCACGGCCGUCGAAUAUCCAUCUCAGCAACAUCUCAACAAGGUCGUUUCGACGUCAGCAAUGGUCGGCCUUUAAGAGGAUCAACUUACGAUGGUCGCAAGUCAUGGCAGUCCACUAUGUACUCCAUGGUGGUGUUUGGGGCCACCAUGGUGGUCAUCUUCUGGGCCAGCGUCUUCCUCUACACCUCCUUCUACUUCACCUUCAUGCCGGAGGAGUCCAUCACAUGGCCCAUUCACUUCCAAUUCAGGUCCUGCGGCAGUGAACCAGGCAUGUGCAGCAACCCAAGUGCCAUCAUCCCAGUGCUAGACCCAGUUCGUGGCUCCCUGCUUGUGCGGGGUCAAAAGUACCGCGUUGUAGUGGACGUGGAUAUGCCUGAGUCACCUGUCAACAAGCAAUUAGGUAAUGCAUCUCUCAGACCAGGCAUGUUUUUGCUACACAUGGAAAUGAAGAGUCAGGGAGGUGAGACACUAAGGCAGUCAUCUCGGUCAUCAAUGCUACGUUACAAGUCACAACUCCUGCAUGUUCUGUCCACCUCCCUGUUUGCCCCUUUCCUGCUCUCUGGCCUACAGGAGGAGAAACAAGAGGUCACAAUUGAGCUGUUCUCCCAGUAUGAGGAGGACCCACUAGUCCCCGUGUCUGAGGUACAUAUCGAGUUGGCAUCACGCCAUGUUGAGCUUUACUCAGCUCAGCUUCGCAUACAUGCCAUGUUCUCGGGUCUGCGUUACUUCAUGUUCUACUACCCACUAAGUGCAGCAUCUGUUGGGAUCGGCAUUUGUAUGGUUUUCCUGUCAACUGUGGUCAUCCUAAGUUGGUACCAGUUCUCUGCCCCUUCCACGCUGUCUCCUAUGCAACCAAUGAUGAGUGCAAUGUCCUACCCCAACCACACUGCCUCAGUCCUUAAUGGCAUCAGUGGCCCAGUACCAAGCAAGAAGUUGGAUGAAGACGAGGACAUGGAAGUGGAGGUGAGGGGUGUUGCUAUGAGUGAACUGGAACCAGAGAACAAAUGUACUAAGAACGAUGAUUUCAAGCCUACUGACCCGCAGAGUAAGGAAACAAGAGAGACUCCUGACCAUGAGAAAUCUGAUGGUGAUGACUUUGAGGUGGUAAACUCCAAAGAAAAGGGAGUGGUAAGGGAAGAAGGUGAGGCAGUUUCAGCACCUAGCACGUGUGAUGAGGGGGACAGUGUGCUGCGACAACGGAUCCAGAGUGUGGAGUAGGCACAGCAGUGUGUGUAUGUGUGUGGGGAGAGGCAGUUUUAGGUACAAGUGCUACAUGUAAUCAUUUGAGGAUCCUUUCUGUUUGUGCCCCAAAAUGUUUAUAAUAAGAAAAUAAUCUUCAUGUUUCAAGGUUAAGUACCCUAUGUAAACACAGGAUGGGCCCUAAAUCAUCUUACCAUUUAGUGACCCAAAAGUAGACUAAGGGCCGCUUUCACAGUAGUUUUGUUUGUUUUGAUCGUUACCAAUGGCGCCGAUCGACGCUAUAGUUUUCCACGUGAAACUGACUUAUGGGGCAGUGGCGGCUGCAGAGGAAGCGAGAGGUGUUGAGAGUGUGUGGUAAGGUGCGGGGCUAGGCUAACCCCGCAGCCGCCACUACCCCAUCAGACAGUUUUAAGUGGAAAUUCUAAAGUGGCGAUCGUCGCCUGGUAAUGAUCAAAACAAACAAAACAACUGUGAAAGCGGCCCUAAAACUGACACUGUAUAUGUUUGUGUGCAUGUGUAGUUCUUUGUGUGCAUGUGUGUGUAUGUACAUUUGUGGGGGUGUGGCUGACUCGCAUGCCUUGCUCAACACAGUGUGAGUGUAGGGUGGACGGUGUUAGAAAGUAGUAUACUUGGUAGGUACCAUUUCAGUAUCACAAAUAUUGGAAUUGAAAAACAUUGGAACUGUCAAUACCAUUACCAGUCUCUGGGAAAGGAAAUACGUACAGCAAUAACAAUUAACAAGUAUUUCCUAGGGGAUAAAUCUGCAUAGGGCAAGACUCUUGUUGCCAAAUGCAACUUAGUGUUUGCUUGGGGGGUGGGGGGGUCAUCAAAGGGAAGAAUAUGGCCACCAAUGAGAAUUAGGGUAGUGAUUGAUUUGAGUUGCCAAAUGGGAAUUCGCCAAACCCAGACACACCAAGUGCAAGACUUUACUGUACAUAUAUCUGUUACUGAAACCAAAUCAAGAAAACUACAACAUAUAUAAUAUCAAUCAAUUUAAUAAUCCUGGCUGUUGAUGUACGCCAGAUCAAAAACAAAUAUGUAAAACUGUUAGCAAAGCAAACUAUUCUGAAGAGAAGGUAGCACACAGCAGGAUGCUCACAAAAACAUGGAAUGACAGUUCCCAAAUUUCAUCUUUGAUGGCCAAUGGGAGUACCUGGUGGUACUGUUACUUAGAUGUUGGUGCCAGAAUCAGUGCCAUUAAACAGGUCCUCAGUGUACUAGUAGCAUCUCUGAUGAAAAAACAAACACAUACACUUCCUCAACAGAGUAUGGAUAUGUAUCAUAGGACAGGAGGAGGCUAAGAAUAAGGACCUUGUUGGCUAUGUAAUGUUUGUCUGCCAAUUCUUAGAUUCUGUAGCCAUUUAUAUAGAUUCCUGUACAUAGCAUUUAUAAAUUGAAGUGGUGGAGGAUUGCAGUGUCACAGUUACAUAAAGAAUCCAGUCAGGGAGCCAAUGGUAUUCUGGUAAGUGCCUUGUUGCUUUAAUAAUGUUUACCUGUCAAUCUUCAUCAUCAUCAUUUCAUGGAUGCCUGCUCCUAGGAGCCCCCACCAGGGGAUGGCCACGGCAGAAGAGUUUCCAACUUUCUCUAUCCAGACACUCCCUCCUUGCCUGCUCAAAGUUUCUCAAAGAUCUUUCCCCCCUCUCCCUAACGUACUCCUGCACCCAAUCUCUCCAUUUCACUGGAGGUCGUCCUCUAGCAUUCCCUCCCUCUAUCUCACUCACACACACCCUUCUGGUCAUCUCACUCUCCUCCAUUCGCUCCAUGGGGCCAAACCACUUUAAAGCCUGUCGCUUCACUUCUUCCCUUCACCCCUGUGACACAUUCCAAAAUGCUUGUACACACUUUCAUUACUCAUUCCAUCCAUUUUACUCACACCACAAGCACUCCUCAAAUAACUCAUUUCCACUGCCUGCACUCUAGACCUCUGACUUUCAUUCCAGGCCCACGUUUCACUUGCAUAUGUGAGGGUUGGUACUAUUACAGUAUUUCUCAAAUCCCUUUUUACUUACCUCCAUGCUCACACUUCUGCCAUUCAUGAUUCGUCCCAAAGACCCUACCACCCUUCUUCCUUGCAAUGCCCUUUCUCUUAUCUCUCCCUCCAUACCACCAUGCUUACACAUAACUGAUCCAAGGUACUUAAAAUCAUUAACCUCCUCCAUUUCUUCACCAUUCAAAAUUAUUUUGCAUUGGAAUGGAGGCAUUCAUUCCACAUACUUUUUCUACUCAUGUUAAAAAGCCUUGGUUUAAUCAUGCUUGUUCUCGUGCUGUCGAAGAUAGAGAGACAGCUCACAAAAGGUACCAGAGCCUUCGCACUCCUGCUAACCAUGAUCUUUACAUUUCUGCCGGAAAUCAUGCAAAAUCUCUUCACUGACUUACCAAAAAUUCCUUUAUUAAUAGAAAAUGCCAAACUCUUGCUUUUUCUAAUUCUUCCCGGGACUUCUGGCAUCUAGCCUAAAACAUCUCCAACUUCACCUCUUCAUCUUUCCCUCCUCUCCUUAGUCCUGACGGCAACACCGCUGUCUCAUCUAUCUCUAAGGCUGAACUCCUCUCUCAAAUUUUCUCUAAAAACUCCACUCUACGGGGGUACAGCCAAUGUUUUGCUGGCAACACCUCCAUAGGUUUAUGGCGAUGACCAUUCCUGAGCUUCCUAUGGGUAAUCCUGCCAGGUGUGGGUGGACAGAGUGUUCACAAAGUUACGGUUGUGGUGCUGUUGCACUACAGACCAUUUUAAAGCAUCACUGUAGGACAAGUAACAACUUCCCAGUAUGAAAACAUCAUCAUCAUCAUCAUUAGAAACAAGUGAAACAAUGCCAUUUGUCAAUAUUUUGUAGAGAAAAAAAGACAUUUUAAGAAACAACGUCGCAUGCAGUGACACUAAGUAGCUACUGAAAUAUUCCUAAUGAACUGUUGAUCCCUUAACUGUGACUAAAUUAACGCAUGUUGUCUUUGAUGAGUGACAAAAUGAGAAAUAGUGUUCGUUCAUCCAAUCAUAUGGACAAGAUAGAGUGCUCUGGUGGAUUAUGGGAGGGAGGUUAAAAACAGUCUCAAGAAUGGGGUGUCGUUCAAGAAGGCCAUAUAUCGCCAGAUGACGCCUUAGGGUUGCAAACUUGCCACCCUUUCCUUAAAAUAUGUAUAUAACGCCAUUUGUUCCGUAUUUGCCUGACUGAAUGGUUAAACAGAUAAAAUUCAGUGUUUUAAAAAUGUAGUGAACACAUUUUUUGGUGAACCACAAAACCAGUCUUUAAAAUUAUGUUUCUCAAAGGUCAUCCGGAAAUACGUAUAAAAUACACAUUGUAACGUCUCUCGCCCCUUCCUCUUUCCUUCACCAGCAGCGGGCAGCGGCUGUCAGUCAUGGCAGGCCAGAGAAAUUUUAGGGUUGCCAUCCGGUCCCUAAAAUAUGGAUUCAUUUUGUAUUGGAGGAUGGAAUGUUGCAUUCCUUAUUUAUUUUAGAUCAAGGUAGAAGCCCUAACUGAGACUCUUCCCAUUAUUUUCUGCUCUGAGCACUCGUCUUACAGUGAAAAAAGGGAACUCACGCUAACGUCUUCCAUUUGUACAAAGAGACACGCCAGUCCUUGUCGAAAGACCAACUUGGUUGGCUUGGCUGACAUAAGCCGAUAGAGUCAGUCUAUUGGCAUCAUCCCCUCCCCUUCAUGAGCUGUCACUUCGAGGACAUACGUGCUAGACCAUGACGGCCUCCUUAUAGCCCAUGUCCCCACCCGGGGGUUGGCGAUAAAAAAAAGGAACAAGCAGGAUGCUCGUAUACCAAGUCACCACUCGUAAACCAAGGCAUUUUUUGUGAAGAUUUUUUGCUCGUAAAUCAAAACGUUCAUAAACUAAGGCACUCGUAAACUGGGGUUUGACUGUAGAGUUAACAAGGCUUGCCAAAGUGCCGCAGAGUCUGCCAAGUCAGGCAAGACAGUGAAUGUAAACAAGACGUUGCCAUAAGUGUGGUCAGUGUCACCUUUUCUUCAUCUUCUUACCCUCUAUGAAUGUUGCAUUCAACUAUGAUUGCUGUUCUGGCAAAGGGUCACCUUUAAGAACUGAUGAGGGAAUGUUGUAAAGGAGCUUUUGUGUGGGAUGCCAAUUUGUUGUGCUCAGCUGAUCCACUGUUCCAUUUGGUUCAUCCCGUCACCCAUGGGUCAACUGACUGCAGGUGUGUGAUGUUGCCCCUGUAGCUCUGCUCAUUCCUGUCAACCCUGAGGACUUACUGGGUUUAGUCAUCAUGAACUGCUGUAAUAUGAAAGGAGCGAGUUGCUGAGGCUGCUGUGCAUCUGGUUGCGCAGGAGGGCAGCGACGGUGGUGGCAGCGGGGCAGGCUCUUGAGUGAGAUGACACACUCCCAAUUCCUAAGUUCUUUAUUCAAUAGAGAGCACAUUCAAAGUAUUAAAUGGCAUUUUUUUGUUGUCUUUGCCUACUAUAGUCGGUUCAUCCGAGUCUGAAGUGUGCAUUAUCGCGCAACGGCAACCUGCAGCCACACGGCGUGUCCGAUUUUGUGGAUACUGUAUGCUAGCCUACGCAUAGUAAACAGUCAUCAAUGUCAAUAAUAUGCAGGCAGCAAUAACAAAUACUGUCAAUUAUAAUAAUAGUCGAUUAUGAGUUAAAAAAAUAUUAGUAACAUCACAAAUAGCUGUUUUGUUGAUUUACAAGAUCGCUGAUUAUGGUUAUUAAACAACCUUUAAGCUGUUCACCACCGAGAUAAUUAGCAGGCUUUAUAUUAAUAAAACAGCUGUUUGCUACAUUACUAAUAUUUUUUUUUACUCAAAAUCGACUAUAAUUGACAGUAUUUGUUAU
Messenger RNA from Eriocheir sinensis (Chinese mitten crab), 6401 nucleotides. Its product is annotated as seipin-like. Gene Ontology annotation, biological process: lipid droplet organization; lipid storage. The coding region runs from base 529 to 1629 and encodes 366 amino acids. NCBI's taxonomy places the organism in Eukaryota, Metazoa, Arthropoda, Malacostraca, Decapoda, Varunidae. The record is from RefSeq and is a predicted model, not a curated record. Gene Ontology annotation, cellular component: endoplasmic reticulum membrane. The transcript is spliced from 10 exons.